Molecule: messenger RNA, 363 nt
Organism: Fusarium keratoplasticum
Lineage: Eukaryota; Fungi; Ascomycota; Sordariomycetes; Hypocreales; Nectriaceae
Exons: 2
Coding region: 1-363 (120 amino acids)
Source: RefSeq, a predicted model, not a curated record
AUGGAGGUGGGCUUUAUGCAUCGCACUGUGUUCGAGUUCCUCAGGGACAAGAGGGUGUGGAAACUUCACUGUCUCAGGAUGAAAGCAAGCAGCGAAUUCGACGCAGCCAUGGACCUGUCACUCAUUAGACUACACCUUGCCAUGCAGAGCCUACACAAGCAAGCUCCGUGUGAUGCUCAGACUCUCUCAUACCUCCGAGACGGCGUUCGCUGGGGCUCGAAGGCGGACCGCGAUGCCCCCUUAAGUAGGGAAAACAUAUUCUGGAGGAUGAUGCCGUUCCUCGACUUGCUCCACACCCAAGACUUCGCCCACCCAAACCUCACCAGCCAGAUUCUCGUACGCCACGCUCGCCUUGGCCGCUAA